Molecule: messenger RNA, 8932 nt
Organism: Penaeus vannamei (Pacific white shrimp)
Lineage: Eukaryota; Metazoa; Arthropoda; Malacostraca; Decapoda; Penaeidae
Source: RefSeq, a predicted model, not a curated record
AUGUCUGCCUGGCAUAAAGAUCUCAAAACCAUCCACCUUGAAAGCCACUGGAUGUCAGUUCAGCUCAGAUGGGCACAAACGACACAUAUCGAGGAGCGGAGGACGACCUUUGGUUUGACCUCGCUCGUCACGCUGUCGGUGGUCAUCGCGGCUGUGGUCGUGUCAGAGGUCAGCGGCGGGUUCUCCUGCGUGAGUCGUCCCUGCGUCCAUGGGAUCUGCGUCGACCAUCUGAACAGCUCGUACUCGUGUUUCUGCACCGACGGCUACACGGGGCUACAGUGCCAAACGGACUGGGACGAGUGCUGGUCCGCCCCGUGCCAGAAUGGUGCCACGUGCGUCGACCAGGUAGCGGCACUCAGCUGUUUGUGUCCGUCGGGUUAUACGGGGGAGUUUUGCGAGAGUGAAAUCAACGAGUGCCAGAGUAACCCGUGCCAAAAUAAUGGCACUUGCAUCGACCUCUUGGACCACUACGUGUGCACGUGUCCGGUCGGCUAUUCAGGUGUCAAUUGCGAAAUAGAUGUGAGUGUCUGCAACGCCACGGACUUGUCUAUCGGCGACGGCCCCAGGUGUCUCCACGGGGGCGUGUGUGUGGACGGCCCCGCCCUCACCUACACCUGCGACUGCCCCUCAGUGGGACAUUGUCUAUGCACAUCAAGGAUUAUUCGAAUAAUGGCGGUAUCUGGCAUCUCAUGCAUCAUCAUGAAAUCGGAAUAUCGCAUAGAUACGACUCCUAUUAAGAUCAAAUCCGGUGACGUACGGUAUGCCAAAGAGCAGUGCUGCAACGACACAGUAGAACGUAAUUUCUUUUUGCCAGUCUCUGCAAAGCCUUCGUCUCGAACCAUCUCGCUAGCGCCACCGACUCUGUCAUGGGACCUUGUCUAUGACUUAUGUCAGUUCGUGUCAUGUGUCACUAACGGUUAUGAGAGCGGUCUGGAGACGGUUAUGAGUGCUAGUGAGGACGGUUAUAAAGGUGGAUUUGAAAAUUUGAAUAUAAACGGUUAUGAGAGUGGUCUGGUGACGGUUAUGAGGACGAUUUUAAAAUCAAAUACGAAAACGUUUAUGAAGACGGUUACGAAGGUGCUUGUGAAAAACGGAAAUAAAAACAGUUAUGAAGAACGGCCUGGAGACGGGUGGAGCGGCCGGGCAUGCGAAGCUGAUGUGGACGAGUGCCUGGCCACGCCCUGCUUACAUGACGCGGUCUGUCUCAACACCGGAGCUUUUGCCUGCGCCUGUCAGUUCGGAUACACGGGGAGGCUUUGCGAGGACGCCGUCGUGUUCUGCGAGGACAACCCCUGCGAGAACGGCGCCCUCUGCGUCAUGGAGAACAACAACGCCACCUGUUAUUGUGUUCCGGAUUUCCACGGGUCGCAGUGUCAAGAUCAGUAUAACGACUGCCUCCCGUAUGCCCCAAGGUGCAUGAACGGCGGCUCCUGCAUCGACGGCAUCGACAGCUUCUUCUGCAGCUGCCCGAGCGCCGCGUCGGGUCCUCUGUGCGAGUGCGCCGUGACUGACGCAGGCGAGGAGUGCGCCGAGCUCCCUUCGUGGUUCGACGGGCGGCCCUUCCAGCCAGUGGGUUCCGGGGAGACAGACGUCUAUCACCAGUGGUUCAACGCCACGCACUUCGCCAACGUGACGGAAAUCAGCGUCAUUGACACCCUCCCUCCCCCCUCCCCGACGGACGAGGCCCCCCUGUAUCCAACCGUAACUGUAGAUUAUGACUUUUCCAGUGAAACGUUGAGUCCGAGUUUCGAUUCCGCGACUAGUGUCCUGCGGUCGACGCUGCGGGACCCCAAGGACUUCCCAACUGUGUCUUCUGUGAUAAGUGCCAAAGUAUCCCUCGAGUAUACCGAGCUAAUAACUGCCAGUGUGCCUUACUCUUCCAGCGAACUGUUUACGCCUCUCUUUCCUUCCACUGCCAUGGAAUGGAGCGAAUCGAUGUCCACGCAGCCAUCACCAGUGCUUCCAGAUCUGCCUUCCUCUCUCUUCCCGGAGGACGUCUCCACGGCGCCUUCCGAGGCCGCCACCGCGACCGCUGUCACUUCCUUGAGUCCGACCUUGGUGCUGGAGAGCUCGUUCUCGACGGCCGCGCCCGAUCUGCAUUCCUUGUCUGUCGUGUCGGAGGUCGAAGUGAGUACGUCGCCCUUGUUGGUCACUGUAGCAGCGCUAGAGCCCACACCCGAGUUCCUUCCUACCCCUAGCUCGCUACUCCUCGUCUCGCCAGUCCCGGUAGAUGCUACAGAUGUAACGUCAGUCAUGGUAGAUGUACAUAAUGUAACGUUCGUCCCAGUAGAUGCUACAGCUGUGACGUCAGUAAUGGUAGAUGCCACAGAUAUUACGUCAGUCCUGGUAGAUACUACAGCUGAAACGUCAGUCCCGGUAGAUGCUACUGCUUCCCCGCCAACCUCUGUUGAUCUUGGCAACGCGUCGCUUGUUCCCGACUUCACAGGGAACGAAACUUUUGCACCAGGGACUGACCUAGUAGUCACCCCCUCGCUUCCCAGUGAAACUUCCACAGCCGAAGACGUCACGGCGGGGCUUUCAACUCCUGUGCCUGAGACCACAGAUCUUCCAGACAACGUAAGCGAUUAUCUUACAGACCAAGAUAAUGUAACUGAGCCCUUCCUCACUACCGAAGACAGUGUCUUGGGCUCCGAGCUCCCCAGCCUCACCACCCCCUACACCCCCGAGGAGAGCUUCAAUGUCACCGAAACUGUGGCUCCUGUGACCGACCUCGUGACCCAGACUGACCUCUCCACCACGCAAGUCCCCGACGCAACAGACGUGACGAGAACGCCCGUGGUGAGGACGACGCCCGCGCCAGACUACGAGGACUCGGGCGGGAAUGCGACUGACGGGACUUCGACUGAGACAGCUCUCGUGACGUCGACUCUUUCUGACCUUGAUAAUUUGACCUCCGCCGCCGAUUCUACCACCGAUAUAUUCUCCACAACAGAUGCGAUUUCCGAGACCGAUACCACAUCCUCAUUCUACGACACUACUCAGUUAACAACAGAUCAGGUGACUUCCACAGACUUAUAUGAUGUCAGUAUUACAACACCCGUCGUUGAUUUCACAGAGGUACCUACGACACCCGCAACAGCUGACGAUACAACAAGCGCUCUUGAUACUAUGCCGACAACAGGGUUUGCUGACACUACACAAACGACAGAUGAUGCUGACACUAUGCCAACAUCAGACUUUAUGGGAACACCACCAACGACAGAUUUUGCCAUCAUACAAACGACAGAUUUUGUCAGCACACAAACCAUAGAUUUUACCAGCACACAAACAGAUUUUACCAGCACACAAACGACAGAUUUUGCCAGCACGCCAACUACAGAUUUUGACAGGACGCCAACUACAGAUUUUACCAGCACACCAACGACAGAUUUUGCCCGCACACCAACUACAGAUAUCGGAGAGACAUCAACAACAGUUGUAGAUGAAACAACAAUAAGUAUACCUACAGAAACAACCACAUUAACAAGUGAUGAAACUUUAACUACUGUCCAUUUAACAACAGAGAGCACCGAUGUUGUAGAUACAACAUUAACGGUAGGUGUUACUGACACUGCAAUAACAGCAGAGACUACACAAACAACAGAUGUCACCAUCGAAGCACAAACAACAGAUGUGUCAUUAAUUAGUCAUCAAACAACAGACAUUGUAAGGUUUACGGAAACUCAGACGGAAAUCUCCACAGAAUACACUGAGCCAACACAAACCACGCCCCUCACAGACAUAACAGAAUAUGCUACUGUUGAUACGACGAGUCUCACUCCUGUUGCCACCGAAGACUCAACGACAUCAACAGAGGCGGCGGUGGACGUCACCUCAGAGACUCCCGUGACGCUGGAGUUGAUUCCCGAGGAGCACGUGUACACCCAAGCUUCUGCCGUGGGAGUCCUCGCCACCACGACGGAAACUCCCGAGGACUUGGGGACAGACGCAGACGCAAAGACAGACGCAGGGACGAGCACAUUGCCCUCGACGACCAAGGCAGACGAGCCUACAGACAUGGCGCUCACGACAGUCAGUCUUGUUGACCAGUUUACCAUUGUGACGGAACCAAGUGUAGAGCCAAGGAAUGUGACGAUCCCCGACGACGAGCUGCUCUAUAACGCCUCCUUGGGCUCGAGCACGACCCCCGCUGACGAGCCGACGACGACGACGCCAAUCCCUGCCGCAGCCGUGACCUCCACGACUCAGACUCCUGACGGGACAGCCAUACUGCCGACGACUGACCUGCAGCCUUCAGCCACGCACGUUUCUCUUACGAUGACGACCUUCUCUUCCCCCCUCCCGGCGGCGCCCGCGACCACAACGAAGGUCCCGGUGUCCCCCACGCCCACCACCGCCCGCGAGACCGACGUCCCCGUGGAGACCCCCGACUACACGGGCAGCCCGAGCGAGAAGGAGCCCGUCUUCGACACGACGACGCCGCCGACGGGGUCGCUGCCGCCGCAGUUGGUGACCUCCGCAACGACCUCGGAGACUCAGAGUGACCAGGCGCCCCCGGCACAGUGCGGGGACGGCUUCUGCCUCAACGGAGGGACCUGCGUCACCCGCGACGCAAAAUCCUCCUGCAAGUGUCCUUUCAACUACAAGGGCGCCUACUGUGAGUUCUACUUCUACAUCAACAAACCGUAUUUCGUGGGCGCUUCCUACCUGGGCGUGGACGUCGGCAACCUCUCUCUCAGGCAGGGCGUCCAGGUUUACGUCCAGUUCACGUCGCAGAGUCCCAACGGCUUGGUGGCCUACAGCGAGGGCCCCAGCGACGCCUUCUUCAUGCUGCUCCUGAGGAACUCGUUGCUGCAGUUCGUGUUCUCGUGUGGCCUGCAGACCGUGUCCUUCCUGCAGGGGAACGAGAAGCUGGCCAGGAACUUUCGCACGGAUGUGUCUGUGAGGAUGUGGUGGACCCCAUAUGAGCCCGACGUCCCCUGGGGUGCUGGCAAGUGCAGUGCGUCUUUGCAGGUCAAUGACACGUCACCCAUCUACAGCGAGCAGAGGUCAUCAACUCCCUCGGUCCGCCUAGGUCACGUGUACCUGGGGGGGCUCCCGUCCUCCUACUCCUCCCCCCUGGUGGUCAAGGCGGGGUUCCUGCCGCGUCUGCGCGUCAACGGGCGUGAAAUUGACACGUGGGUGCAGGGGGUGGCCGGCGAGGGCGUGCAGGAGUGUGGGACGGCGCUGUGUCCUCCGGGGUCCUGUCUCAACGGCGGCUCCUGUGUCCCGGGUCCUGCUGUCUGGUCCUGCAACUGUCCCCGGGUACCACGGCGAACUGUGCGAGCGUGCAGAGUGUACCGGGGGGUCGCCUUGUCACAGCGGCCAGUGCGUGACAAGUGUACUCCGCCCAAAUCCUCUUUGCAUCUGUCCCCCGCACCGUCACGGCCUCUAUUGCGAACUCGCCUCUCUCCUCCUCCAGAACGAGUGGUAGAACGACCCUCUUACGCCGGUACAGUCGAGGGUUACAGCUCGUACUCGGUCUACAGGGUCGAGGAGGACGUCACACUCGGUCUUGCUUUGAGACUACACUUCACGACGGAGGCGCUGCGGCAGGUGGGGUUAAUCGCCUACAUUGGCAACAGCGUAAGGAGUGCCACCCGCGACUUCCUGGCACUCAGUCUCGUCCGGGGUCACCUCAUGCUCACUUGGGAGCUCAUGCUCACCUGGGACCUUGGCGCAGGCCCCAGGCGAUUGAUGACGUCAGAGGCUUUGGACGGCAGACUGCACACCCACACGGCGCUGCUGGUGCGGGAGGGGAAGCGGGCGUGGCUGCAGGUGGACACGCAGAAGAACGUGACAGCGACGUCACCGGGAUACUUGUCUUCCCUCAACACGAAUAAUCUGCUUUAUAUCGGUGGACACUCCUCCUGGAACAUGACUCACCUGCCGGCGGACAUGUGGCGCCACGAGGGAUUCCGAGGCUGCGUGUUCGACCUGCGGGUGGCGCGGAAGCCCUCCGGCCCUUGGACUGCCCUGAGGGUGGCGGGGGCGGCGAACGUGAGGGAGUGCGGGGAGGCGGUCUGCUCGAGGGACUCCUGCAAGAAUGGCGGGACGUGCAUCGAGGUCGGCGCUACGUACAGGUGUCACUGCACGUCGGGUGGAAAGGCCCCCGCUGUGAAGUCCCGAGCCACGUGUGCGAGGGGAACCAGCUGUCCUGUUCCCCCGGAGCCUCCUGCCUGCCCGCCGCGUCACCUGGCUCCUCGUCCACUUGCCUCUGUCAGAUCGGACGAAGUGGUCCUCGCUGUGAGAAAGGCCUAUAUAAAUAAGAAAGAAAAUUAUAUGAGUCUUAAAAAGGUCUUUAAAAAUGCGGUCAACAUCACGGACCCCCACUUCUCCGGCGUGGGUUCCUACCUGAGCCUCCUCGCGCCCAACAUCAGGAAGGAGACGCGCAUCGCCUUGGCCUUCAAGCCGGAGAGUCCCGAUGGGGUCUUGUUCCUCGCGUUGCCCAGAGCUUCUCCGGGCGAUUUCCUGGCUCUCGCGCUCGUCAACGGGACACUCCAGUUUACCUAUCAUCUGGGCUGGCGCGCUCCUGGCCUGACCCUCAUCCGAUCACGUGACGCUGCCGUGACGGGGGAGUGGCAGAGGGUGACGGCGACGCGACGGGGUGGUGACGGGGCCCUGUCCUUCCGAGGCCACACCACCACUGCAGCGUCUUCGGAGGACAGAGCCAGCAUGCUCGAUGUCCAUGCAGAGGUGUUCGUGGGAGGUGUCCCGGACUACGAGGUCGUACCGCCAGCAAUAGGGCCCGCAGCCAGUCGUGUGGCUUUUCGUGGGUGCAUCCGAGAGGUCAAUAUCAACGGCCACGACUUCGACAUGAGGGCUCCUGACGACGGGGAAGUCCUGCGAGGGGCGGGUCUCGAGGACUGCGACGGCACGGCGUGUGGGCGGCACGUCUGUCUGCACGGCGGCACGUGCACUCCGGCAGGGGAUACGUUCGUCUGCAGCUGUACAGAGGAAUACACGGGGGCGAGAUGCCAGCUUCCCCGCGCGUGCCUUGACCACUCCUGCAUCAACGGAGGGACCUGCUUGCCUUCAGAGAGCGCAGGGAACAAGAAGAAGAAAAGGCGACGUCAGACCCCGAGCCGAGACGGAGAAAGGGCGCCACGGUAUCAGUGCCUUUGUCCUCCGGGCUUCGUGGGCACUCGAUGCGAGAAAGGAGCGGAGGUUGCGGCCCUGAAGUUCAGUGGGAGGAGCUUCGCCGCGGUGCCCCAGGGUCCCUUCGGCAGCCCCGUGCCCCACAGGGACUCCUUCGCUCUCAACUUCUCCACGGCCGCGCCCCACGGACUCAUGCUGUGGCGAGGACAGCCCGACGCCCCCGUUGAGGACUUCCUAGGUGUGGGCGUCGCUGGUGGGCGGGUGAAAGUCGUGUGGCAUUUGGGCGGAGAUGGAGUCGGCCAACUGCAAGUAGAAGAGCGAGUGACGGAUGGGUCUUGGCAUAGCUUGGUGGUGACGCGCGCGGGCCGGUGGUCACGGCGUUCCUGGAUGGCCGGCCGCACAAAGGGAAGAGCCCGGGUACCUUCUCGCAGCUGAACGAUCGCGAUGGUGUGGUUUACGUGGGCGGGCUCCCUCCCGACACGGACGUGGCAUCGGGCACAGACGGCCACUUCCUCAGCGCUUUCGUCGGGUGCCUGAGGGGCGUGACGGUCCACCAGGGCUCCUCCCCCGUCAGGUUCUCCUCCCUCUCCCGCGGCCAGGACCUGCAGCCUUGCUUCUGAGGGGCUCCCGCUGCGCUCUCGGGAUCUGCGGAAAACUUGGUGGCCUUUUCGGGAUCGUGUUGGGGCGAAGGCGGGGUAAAGGGGGGCCGUGUUUUGGAGUUUUUUCUGAAGAAAUUUUGCUCUAUUGCCGUGUUGGAAGUGGUGGAAAGAAAAUAUGUAUACAGACAACCAAAUAAACAAAUACAUACAUACAUGUAUACAUACAUAUACAUAGAUACACAUACAUACAUACACAUACAUAAAGACAUACAUAGAUACGCAUACACAUGUACACAUACAUAAAGACAUACGUAGAUAUACAUACAUACACAUACAUAAAACAAAUGCAUACAAAAAAAAACAUACAUGCACCUUUAUAUCAUUUUUUUCGUGAACAUAAACGCUAUUGAUCUUAAGCCUUAUGUACGUGUCGUCCUAAGAUUCCUGAGAUUAAAAAUAAUCACUGCCAGAACAGCUGUAAAUAAAGCGUUGACAGAUCUUAAAGUGUUCAUCGUAGAACUUAUCAUGUUGCAUAUAUUUUAUCAUAGCUUUAAAAGAAAAAAAGUUAAUGUUUUGCAAUCUUUAACGUUUCUAUGUGAAUAUUUUAUCACUUCUAUUUCUAUGUAAUGUAGAUAAGAUUUAGCAAUCAGUUAAGUGGAAUUUCUGGUUCCGAAAGUGCACCAAAAAAAAUUAACUCGAGUAUGAUAAAACAAAUAUUCAUACUGUAGUUUUUUCAUGGUAAGUGUAUAUAAAUUUAUAUUUUUGUUGAAAUCAAUCUCUCUGUUUAUCAUUAAUGUCUCUUGCUGUAUCAAUAACUAGUGGACGUUAGGUGAUGUUGGGACCAAACAUCAGCGUAUGUGGGACCUCCGUUUUCUAUUUAUAUAGAUGGUCCCUUUAUAUCCGUCACGUGACAGAUAUUAUACUCCUCUCAUAAGUGGGAUUUAUUUACUCAUUAAAAAAAGAUAUCUGCAUUUAUUUUUAUUUUCUUAUCUAUUUGUCAUCAUUGAUUAUAUGUUUAUAUUAAGCUAUUGACAGUGUAUUCUUCAUAACAUUAUUGUUUAAAAUCCAAAAACGUCUUCUUUGUAAAUAUGUCGAGUAUGCAUGUAUUGCAGUGUUGAUUUUGCAAUAGCCAAGUUGCUAUUACUUGUCAUUCGCAUUUCCGAGUGAAUUUCAACAUUAAUGAAAUGUCUUUAAGAAUCUCUAUGAAACUGCAGGUAUAAAUACAAUCUUAAAAA